Messenger RNA from Adineta ricciae, 1056 nucleotides. The record is from the annotation of a GenBank genome assembly. Lineage: Eukaryota; Metazoa; Rotifera; Eurotatoria; Adinetida; Adinetidae.
AUGGCCAUCGAAGAAAUAUCUGGUUGUGUCAAUAAUCGAUAUUUUAUUCGAAUUUUUAAUGUGGACGACUAUUCUUACGCAUUCAUCAAUCAGCACUAUGUUGCACGUCAAUCCAUUCGUACAGAUUCUGGUUUCAUCGAUGUUACUGCUUACAUUCAUGAUGGCAUCAGUAAUUUUACUUUCUCAACAUACAAUGUUUCUAAUCCGUAUAGUUGGGGUUUCCAAAUCAUGAACAACAACAGUACUAUUUUUGCCGAUGCAGCAGGGAUCGCUGGAUCAGUUAGCGCAAGUCGCAGAUCAAGGCCAAAUCAGUUUGUCUACAACAGAAUGAUUUCCGUAAAUACUGCUAAAUGCUCGAUUAUGAGUACAACGCCAACUACAAACGAUACAUCCUACGGAUAUGUCAACCAACAAUUGAUUGUUUCUCAAUCUUAUACAGAUUCUGGCUUCGUUGACGUUACUCCUUAUGUUCAAAAUGAUUCUAAUAAGUUUACCUUCUUAACUUAUAACAUCGCUGCAACAUACAAUUGGGACUUUCAAAUCAUGGAAAAUAACGCUAUUAUUUUUGAUGAUAUAGGAGGAUUGGUGCCAAUAUACGGUGCAGAUAGUGGUAACACAUCGAGGUCAAACCAAUUCGUUUAUAAUAAAACAAUAUUCAUCAAUGUUAGUAAAUGCGAAAAUGUGACUUCGACUUCCAGCACAAAUUGUUUUGUACCGAAAAUCACCUUGAUUCCCGCAACAUCAGCAUUAUUAUCUCCCAUACAAUUUCAACGAAGUCAAGAUUUCUUUAUUAGUUCGUACAUUCAAUUGAUAUGUAACAUUUCACUUGCGACAAUUAUGAAAUGGACAAUCAAUAAUUGUUUUCAAACAAAUUGUUCCUCUCAAAUUCAAAUAGCUCCGUCGAUAAACACAACUUUCAAACCGUAUGGCACAUAUGAAUUCAUCUUGAAUGUCGCAAUGGCUGUAUCAUCAGCAUCUGCAUUUGUAGCAAUUGCAAGGGGGAAACAGCGAAUUAGGAGUUUAAAUAAUCAUCUAAUCACACAUAAUCAAUACUAA